UGCGAAUCUGCUGAUGGCUUUACUAAUAUUAUUCCUGCUGAUGGCUUUACUAAUAUUAUUCCUGCUGAUGGCUUUACUAAUAUUAUUCCUGCUGAUGGCUUUACUAAUAUUGUUCCUGCUGAUAGCUUUACUACUAUUAUUCCUGCUGAUAGCUUUACUAAUAUUAUUCCUGCUGAUGGCUUUAGUAAUAUUAUUCCUGCUGAUAACUUUACUAAUAUUAUUCCUGCUGAUGGCUUUACUAAUAUUAUUCCUGCUGAUGGCUUUACUAAUAUUAUUCCUGCUGAUAGCUUUACUAAUAUUAUUCCUGCUAAUAGCUUUACUAAUAUUAUUCCUGCUGAUAGAUUUACUAAUAUUAUUCCUGCUGAUAGCUUUACUAAUAUUAUUCCUGCUGAUAGCUUUACUAAUAUUAUUCCUGCUGAUAGAUUUACUAAUAUUAUUCCUGCUGAUAGCUUUACUAAUAUUAUUCCUGCUGAUAGAUUUACUAAUAUUAUUCCUGCUGAUGGCUUUACUAAUAUUAUUCCUGCUGAUAGCUUUACUAAUAUUAUUCCUGCUGAUAGCUUUACUAAUAUUAUUCCUGCUGAUAGAUUUACUAAUAUCAUUCCUGCUGAUAGAUUUACUAAUAUUAUUCCUGCUAAUAGCUUUACUAAUAUUAUUCCUGCUGAUAGAUUUACUAAUAUUAUUCCUGCUGAUAGCUUUACUAAUAUUAUUCCUGCUGAUAUCUUUACUAAUAUUAUUCGGUGUGACUCUACUGAGAGAUAUUCUGAUACUACUUGA
Limulus polyphemus (Atlantic horseshoe crab) is the source of this 774-nucleotide messenger RNA. RefSeq names its product coagulation factor V-like. The annotation marks the transcript as partial. The transcript has a single exon. Lineage: Eukaryota; Metazoa; Arthropoda; Merostomata; Xiphosura; Limulidae. The record is from RefSeq and is a predicted model, not a curated record.